AUGGCUAGUGAAUCUGAAGAAGAAAGUUUAUUAUCUAGCUCAGAAAGCGAGUUUUUAUCUUCAUCUGAAACUGAAAGUGAUUCAGAUGAAGAACAAUUAAGCAAAGUGCGGGAUUGGUGCAAGAUAGACACUUCUAAAACUCAACCUGUUCCUCCUAAAUUUCCAUUCAGCGCUUGCCCAGGUUUAAAAAUGACCAUAAAGGAUGCGAAUGAUCCUUUACAAUUCCUCCUUCUCUUUAUCGAUGACGAAGUUGUAAACAUUGUAGUUGAAGAAACUAAUAGAUAUGCCUCCCAGAAUUAUGCAGAAGCCAGUGGAGAAAUGGUUUUGGACUCAAAGACCAAUAAUAAGCACUCCAUCUAUAGGCAAAAUAAUGACAGAGAGGCGAUACAGUCUCCUUAUGAAGUUCUUACAUUUUGA
Messenger RNA from Stegodyphus dumicola, 417 nucleotides. Its product is annotated as piggyBac transposable element-derived protein 1-like. The record is from RefSeq and is a predicted model, not a curated record. NCBI's taxonomy places the organism in Eukaryota, Metazoa, Arthropoda, Arachnida, Araneae, Eresidae.